Molecule: messenger RNA, 3411 nt
Organism: Aphis gossypii (cotton aphid)
Lineage: Eukaryota; Metazoa; Arthropoda; Insecta; Hemiptera; Aphididae
Gene: HPS1
Product: BLOC-3 complex member HPS1
Exons: 13
Coding region: 321-2222 (633 amino acids)
Biological process (GO): vesicle-mediated transport
Cellular component (GO): BLOC-3 complex
Molecular function (GO): guanyl-nucleotide exchange factor activity
Source: RefSeq, a predicted model, not a curated record
CUUGGUUGAUAAGACGUGAUUGUCCGGCUUCGAUCUCGUCGACUGGCGCCACGGCGCACAGCGACCGGACACCUGCGCGCGCACUCCCUUAUUGAUGUCGAGUGGAUUUCGAGCGUGAACGUUAUGCAACCGAUAACAGUUAUAUAACAGACACACUAAAUGUAGUAAAAACUUUGCAUACUUCCCAUCAGUCAUCAGCGAUCAGUCGACGGUGGACGACAGACGAGUGCUUGUCGUUGACGUGUGUUGCGGAAAGUUUCUAGUGCACGUAUUAUUUUGUUAUAUUAUUCAGCCGGUGUCGUUCCUGUUGGCGAAUUACAAUGCGGUGUCUUAUGGUGUUUGAUAAUUUAAACGACAUCGUGUUCAUGAAAUGCGACACGAAAUUCUGCCAACACAUUCGGAAAAUCGGAAUUUCGCAGGACCUCAUAAAACCAACGGAGAAUGAAAAUGAAAGCUGUGAUAGAAUUGAUCCAGAUCUAAUACUUCAGAUUUUUUCACCAAUGGUUACAUCUCAGAAAAUUAUGAAUUGUCAUUUUUCAAAUCGGUAUACCUCAAUGCAGUGUCAAAAUGGAACAAAUAUUGUUUUUGAUGAGUACUUAGGUCAUUUGUUCAUAUAUAUUGGUGACAAGGAGGUAUCUUGGCAACAAAAAGUACUUAGUAUAUCAAUUUUAUUCAUAAAAAGAAUUUGUGGUUCAGAUGUUUCAUUAUUGAAAUACAGUCGCCGUCGCCGUUUUCUGGUUUCUAAGCUCUUAGAUGUUUGGUUAAAACGUUCAGGUGAAGAACAGUGUGUAUUGAUUGAAGCCAUUGAACAACUGACUGUCAGUGCAGAGCUUUCUACAGCUGCAUUAACAGCCGCUAAAACAGCAGCUGAGAAAAUGAAAUCAAAAUCUGCCUUUUCAAGGGUUCAUAUACUUAUAAUGGUUCGACAAAAAUUUUUGACUUUGUAUUCUAGUCGUAAUGCAACUGAUCUGUCUGCGGGUGAUACAGUAUUCUUAGCACUUUUAGCUGAGGCUAUACAAUCUGUUGAUUCAGAACCUAAGGAUAAAUCAGAUCUUGAUGUAAUUAUUGUGGAAAAAGAAGAAUCUCUACAGUUGGAAAAUAAUAUACCGUUGCAACGAAAUAAAAUUAACAGUUUACUGAUUCUUCUGGGUCAACAUGGGUUAAAAUUAAAUGCUGUACAUUUAUCAUUCAUUACUGAUGGUGUCCCAUUAUUUAUCAUUCAUGAGAUCGGUAAUGAUGUUUUUAAUAGUAGUGUUAUUGAUUCAUUAACAUCAUUUUGCACAAUCCAAGAAAUCCAAAUUCGAGGAACUGUUGAUCGCGAAGCACUAAAAAUUGCUUAUGAUACAGUUGAUAGUUCCAUGAAAAAAAUUAUUGAUUUGUUUAAAAAGAAAAAUGCCCCAUUUGCUCCAACUCGAAGUGUUCUUGCCAUAAUUACCACUUUAGCUACUAGAUGGGAGCCAUUGAAAAAGAAAUACCUGGACUACUUUAAAAAUAAUGAUAGUUCAGCAUUAAUUGCUAUAGAAUCGAGCAACAUGAAUAUCAUAUGUAGUUUAAAAGAUCUUCAUCACCAUUGUAUGCUGAAUGAAUCAUUGAUUGAUAAUUAUACAAAAGAAGCGGUGAGUGAAGCUUCUGCAAUGGUUGCUGUAAUGUUACGUGAUUAUACAUCAUUUUUUGAGGUGAAAGCGAUGAACAAUUUUACAAUGAGAUCAAGGUCGACAUUAAAUAUUAAUAAAUAUUUAGAAGAAUUCCCAGGUCUAGUACAUUUCAUUUAUGUAGAUCGAAUGUCUCAUCGGAUGAUAGCUCCAGGGUUAGAGUUUGCGUCACAAGAAACGCUUGAGCUCACUAAAAAAAAGGUAUGGUCCAUGAUCGAUUUUAGUAGACAGCAUUUAAGAGAUGGACAUUUUAUUGUUUUAUGGAAAGACAAUACUUUUACAUAUUCAUAUUUCUUGUGGUUUGAGGAUCAAUCAGGUACAUCAUUAAAGCCAAGAGUUCAACCUACAGCUUCAGAGUUAUUCCCAGGAAUAUUAAAUGGUGAUUACUACGAGAAGCUUAUAGAACAAUGUUUUCCAAGAAUGUCAAAAGGAAAAGUACGUUGUUUUGAACUAUUCUGUGUACACUUGGGACUGGCAACUGCUUCUUGUGUAUUAGAACAUUCUCGGAGAUUAUCAGCAACUGUAUGGGAAGUAACUGGAAGACCUAGUAAUCUUCUGGAUUUGUUUUAAACCGUUUUUAAUUUAAAUGUUUCAUUCCAUUUUUUUUCUUUUAUAUUUACAAUUAACAUUAUGUUUUUAUUGAUCUCAUAUUAUGAUGUCACUUAAACCAUUUUUAUUUAAAUAUCUAUAAUUUAUUUAUUGUUUACUUAUUUUUUAUAUAUAUUAUUUUAUGUUAUGAUUUAAUUUAAAUGUUUUAUUAUUAUUUAUAGAUUUACUCGAUAACAAUAUUAUUAUUACUACUUAAUAAUGAGCUUUAAACUUUGAAUUCAAACCCAUUUUUAUGUGCCAAUCUAUUUGCCAAAAAUUGGAUAAGCAUUAUAUAAGUAUUUUUACGGUUGUGAAUUAUAAAAUAACUGUGUUUGAAAAAAAAAAUAAUUAUGUUAUUAUUUAUGUAAUUUUGGUGAAUGUUUUUUUUAUAAAGAUACUCAAUGUGUGUCAUAUCAUUAAUCAAAUAUACAAUAUUGUUUUAAUGUUUUUUACAUUUAAUGAUUUAUCAUUUAUUUAAUUAAAUUAAUAACACGUACAAUGUACAUGUUUGAUGUUAUAAUUAUAAUAUGGAGAGAAACGGGCUAUGGACACUUGUAGCUGAUGUACAACAUCUAUUUUAAAGUACUAUCAGCGGUCGUGCACCAAAAUUGACCUGCGUGCAGGAAUACAAAACUAUAAGUCUCACGAUGUAAUUCACUUUGGUUUUGUCCCAAUACAAACAAAAGUAUUUAUCAUAAUAUAUGCUAUCUAAAAUAGAUCUUUCGUCUGAAAAAUGAAGAUACUGUAAGUGAUACGUCAAUAUGAAUUAUAAAAUUAAUUUCUUACCUUCACAGCAUCGUAACUUACAAAUCGAAAUCGUUGAAUAAUUUUAAAUACUCGUUUUUUAGUGAAAGGCGUUCCUAUGUAAAGUUAUGAAAUUGAGUAAAUGAUAAAAUGCAUAAUUUUUCCAGUGUAUAAUUGAACAUAUUUAACAUUUUACAGUAUAAUGGCAAAUUUUCACAUUUAAUGUUGUUCAGUAUCUCUAAGUAAAUUGCUCAAAGAUGUAAUAAAGUAUGCUGGUAAAUUGUGUUUAUUGUUCUCUUUUUUUUUGUUUUGUUAGCUUUACUAAUAAAUAUUUAAAUUAUUAAAUUUGCUCUAGACAUUCCAGACUUGAACCACAUAGACCAAAGCGAUAAAAAUAUAAUAAAAGAAAAAGAAAAUUUAAAAACUA